Cyanidioschyzon merolae strain 10D is the source of this 843-nucleotide messenger RNA. RefSeq lists its product as hypothetical. The transcript has a single exon. The record is from RefSeq and is a predicted model, not a curated record. NCBI's taxonomy places the organism in Eukaryota, Rhodophyta, Bangiophyceae, Cyanidiales, Cyanidiaceae. Gene Ontology annotation, molecular function: antioxidant activity. The coding region runs from base 1 to 843 and encodes 280 amino acids.
AUGUUUGUCACAUGUUUACUCGUGUCCGGUUCGAGGCGUAAAGGAACCGCUAACUGUGCAUUGAACUUGCACAGAGCACAAACGGCAACCUGGGCAGCCUCGCGAAGCACGCAGCAGUUGCAAGUGCAAGGUUGGCGGAAACCCGUCAAACCAGGGGCAUGCCAGGUCCUAAACGCCCAGUUAACUGUCUUUCGAAAUCCGAAAAGCGGAGGGCCCGGCGCUCAAGCGAGCCGCGAGCCGCCGUCAUUCGCACAGGUCUUGCGUGAAAUGGCGCCCACUGGAAAACUCGACGACUUUGUCGUUUACGACUCAGACGGAAAACAACACCAGUUGCUCGAUGUUGUCGGGAGUUACGGACCAGAAGAUAAGGAUAUGAAAGCAACGUUAGUGAUCUGGCCGCGGCACUUUGGCUGCGUGCUUUGUCGCCGCCUCGUGAAAGAGCUCGCCGCCCGUGAACAAGCCUUUCGACAAGAGCGCAAGUGGCGGCUCAUGGUGAUAGGUUGCGGCACUCCGGAGCAAGCUGCCAAGUUCCGUACGGAUGCAACGCUUGGGCCCUUACCAGCGAGCAUUCCGGUAUACACAGAUCCGUUGCGUCGUUCGUAUCUCGCACUACGUUUCCGACGCGGUAUUCUGUCAACGUUCAACUUGCCUGCACUACAGAACAUCUUGGACAGUUUUCAGAAAGGCGAGCGUCAGCGCUGGGAUAUGAUUCCUCCGGACGCGUUCCAACAGGGUGGUAUUGCGCUCAUUGAACGGGAUACCGGGGCACUCUGGAUGCUGUACCGUAGUCAGUACGCUGGCGAUGCGCCCACUGCAGAGGACCUCCUGAAUAUAGAACUUUGA